AAAAAAAAUAAAAAUUGGGCUCUGCGACAACUCCCCACUCCACCACCUCUGCUGCAGACCGUGUUGCCAGAUUUCUCUGGACGUACAGACCUCAAAACGCAUCACGCAGGUCUCAUGUUGCCGCUCCUCCCCACUUUCCGACGGGCUGUGGUACAGUCCCAGUUCUCUUCUAUGGAGCAGCUUUCUCUGGAUGCUGCUAGAACAUCCCCCCGUGGGUGUGGGAGGGGCAUCCGCACAAGUGGAAAGUGCGAUGUUUUGAGGUUACAUCAGUGCGUCAUCAGAGCCCGGUUUUCAGUCUCAUCAGACAGCAGGGCGCAUAAAAAGUCCAAGGCCCGAUCUCCCAGCUGUUAGUUCACUGUUUUGGCUUUGAGAGGUGCAUUAACAAGGAAGAAGACACCAGAUCCCCACUGACUGACUGACUGGUUGGCAAGGAAACCAAUACAAGCUGCUGACGGAGUAAAGACAGGCAUCAUGACACAGGGCAAGCUGUCACUUGCUAACAAGGGGAAUGAUUCCACAAGUGGAGAGGCCUUUGUGGCACCACCUCCCCCCACAUAUGAGGAAGCUAUUGCAGGUGUCAGUGCGCCUUGCUACAAUGAUGUGGAGAUGCUCACAGAGUUCACCUGGGAUGAUGUCAACAUCAGAAGAGUCUUCAUUCGUAAGGUGUACUCUAUCUUGAUGAUUCAACUUUUGGUCACUGUUGCAAUUGUGGCUCUUUUUACCUUCUGUGAUCCAGUGAAAGACUACAUUCAAACCAACCCUGGGUGGUACUGGGCCUCAUACGUGGUGUUCUUUGUCACCUACUUGACUCUGUCAUGCUGCUCUGCACCCAGGAGACAGUUUCCAUGGAAUCUGAUUCUGCUUGCCAUUUUUACUUUAUCCCUUUCUUACAUGACUGGAAUGUUGUCCAGCUUCUAUAACACCAAGUCAGUAGUGAUGUGCCUGGGCAUCACAGCCGCAGUCUGUCUUGUUGUUACAGUCUUCAGCUUCCAAACCAAGCUUGAUGUGACCUCUUGCCAAGGUAUACUGUUCAUCUUCUGUAUGGUGAUGUUCAUCUCUGGACUGGUGCUGGCGAUUGUCCUGCCUUUUCAGUAUGUACCCUGGUUGGAUGCCAUUUAUGCUGCCCUGGGAGCCAUUCUAUUUACAAUGUUCUUGGCAUUCGACACACAGCUGCUUAUGGGGAACAAGAGAUACACCAUGAGUCCAGAAGAAUAUGUGUUUGCCACCCUCAACAUUUACCUGGACAUCGUGUAUAUCUUCUCCUUCUUCCUCCAAAUCUUUGGAACAAAGCGAGAAUAAGCUUGGCCUUCAAACCUGCAGGGCCGCCCCACCAUAAAAAAAAAUUUAAGAUGUUGGCAACCACGGUGACUGUGUUUUCAGAAAACCUUUUUUUUCAGUUAUGAUACUUUAUAAAUCUUCUGUAUAGCUCCACAUAGACACAUUUUCAUAACUAUUUCCUCCCAAAGUUGUCUGAUACCCUCCAAUCCGAUUUCCAGCAUGCUUGUGAACCCAACCUGCAGGUUAACUUACUAGCUUUAUGAGCCAGAAACAGUGAUUUGUGAUGUCUCUACAUUCGAUGUUAAUGAAACAUACUGGGUGUGUCCAUAGUAGCUGUAUUAGUAUGUGUCAUAAAUCAUCUGCAAAGAACAAAUGUCAUUGCUCAUUUAGGAUUAAUGGAAACAACAAAACAUAAUGCAUGACUCUUAGCUCAAACUUAUGCAAAUAACGUUCAUUCUAUCUUUUGAGUGUUGCUGUGGAUCUUCUUUUAGACCGGUAGGAGAAAUGUAACUUUAAAACACAUUUCAAAAAUGUAUAUGCAUCUAGUCAUAUCAACUCUAUACUUGAAAGUGUUAUGCUGUAUUUAACAACUUGACAGUAAGUGAUACAUUUUCAUCGGGGCUUUAAAUGACAAUCUGAAAACAGUUUUCACAUUCGGUGCAAAUUAUUGUGGUAUUAAUACUUAUUUAAAUUUGUCAAUGCACAUUAAUAAUUUUACCCAAAGUCAUGAUGAUUUUGGUUUGUGUGACUACAAAACUUUUAUUCAAUGUGUUCCCUUUUAUGCAAUCCCUGUAUGUGACUUGUCUACUGUGUGGUUGAAUCAACAUGUUUCAGUGGAGAAUUCUUGAUUGAUAUCUUUCAGAAAGAUAUUCAGAUUGAGCCUUAUAGGUUUUAGAGUUACUGAUGUGAGAACUUUCAAUCAACUUGACCGUAUAUCUGUCAGUAAAUAUCAACUUUACAGUGCCAAACAUGGAGAGACUUUAUGCACCUUUAAUAAGGACUGCAUUUGUGGAGGAACCUGAAUGCUUCCUCCACAAGCAUUCCUCCACUUUAUUUUACUAUUUUAGAUGGCAUUAAAGUUAGGAGUCUGAUGCUUCAAAUGAAUUUAUAGGAGUUUUAAAAUGUUCUUUUUUACUUUUACUUUUAUUAUACUGGUGAAAUAUGUUGUUGGACUCUGCAUUUUAUCCUGGAAUUGGUGUUACUGUCCUAUUUAUUCAAGAGUGUGUAUAAUUAUAGUGUUACUAUACUAUAAUUAUAUAUAUGUUACAGUUCUUGUUAAAGAUCUGAAAGUUUAUAUCGGCAGUUUUUCUAUAGAAACAUCAGAUCAGACCAAAAUAUCUUAAAUUUAUUGUUUAGUAUCUUCACCACAUGGUAUUGGAAAUAAUUGGGAGGGAUUUAGUUGGAAAGUUGAACACAGUCGUACAAACUGGUGAAAUACAAUAAAAAUUAUAUAUAUCUCUUUUUUUUCUUCUUUUUUUCAAAUAAAAAAUUCUAUGUUCAUGUGUUAAUUAGCUUUGCUCUGAUAGCUCUAAAUAAAAUUCUAUCUUGACAGUUA
Molecule: messenger RNA, 2833 nt
Organism: Xiphophorus hellerii (green swordtail)
Lineage: Eukaryota; Metazoa; Chordata; Actinopteri; Cyprinodontiformes; Poeciliidae
Product: protein lifeguard 2-like
Exons: 12
Coding region: 472-1299 (275 amino acids)
Biological process (GO): negative regulation of apoptotic signaling pathway
Cellular component (GO): endoplasmic reticulum; membrane; Golgi apparatus
Source: RefSeq, a predicted model, not a curated record